Porites lobata is the source of this 4048-nucleotide messenger RNA. NCBI's taxonomy places the organism in Eukaryota, Metazoa, Cnidaria, Anthozoa, Scleractinia, Poritidae. The record is from the annotation of a GenBank genome assembly.
CAAUCCUGAGUCUCCUGAGUUCAUCCAUAACUCAGCAAUAGACAAGGAAGCGUUUACGAUGUGUUUUAUAAGGAAAUUUAAGAGGAAACGUUUGAAUUUGUUAACCGAUAGUAAGGAAAAGAGGUGAGUGUUGUUGUUGUUGUUGUUGUCAUCUCCGCGAGCUGUGCGGGCUAUGGCGUGAGUUCAUUCUUUGCAAACUUGUUUUCUCUCAAUAACAAUUUUUCGGUAAAUUAAUAGUUUUCCGGCACCUAAAUAUGGAUUUUAUAAUCAUUUUAGAGUACACUUUCUCUCAGUUUCAGGAUAAAAACAUAAGAUUAACUGUGAGGAAAAAAAAUAUAUAGUCACGUAAACAUUGACGCGUACUGCUUUGAGCGCACCCUACAAUAAUAAAAUUAUAAGUUAACUGAUGCAUUGAUCGCUUUGAUGAUGUUAUAAAACAAUUAGUUCAUGCUGCAGCUGUGCGUAUGUCGAGUUAUUGAGCACUUGGGAAGUUUGGAGAGCACUCAAGAGGCUAGAGUUGCACUCGGCUGCGCCUCGUGCAACUCUUACGCCUCUUUCGUGCUCUCCAAACUUCCCGCGUGCUCAAUAUCUCGACAUACGCACGCUGACGCAUGAACUAAUUGUUAAUUAUAAAACUUUCAAUUUUGAUUAACUAAGUUACAUUUUAAUAGAUAUGGAUCUAAAUUUAUUAUAUUUUAAAAGAUCCAAAAGUUAUUAACUAAUAAGUUCAAGUGAGACAUGUAUUGAAGUGAGGAUUGCUUAAGCGUGGCAGAUGUACUUCUAAGUAAUGAUGGACUAAAGGGUCCUUAAUAAUAUUAUUAAUCCUGGAUGGUGACCAGGACAUUGGCAAAGUAAGGCGGAGAGGGAAUUACAUUUGGCAUGUAAAACAACCUUAAACAGAUAAGCUAUCAGCAUCAGUCUGGUUGUAUUUUGUGUUGCUUCUUUGUGCAAGACAUGUAAAUGCAGCUUUCUUGGAUGAUAUUAUCGCAUUUAUAAUAGAGGAUUAUUUGCUUCUUUUUGCCCUGAAAACUUUAAAAGUGCUGUUGGUGUGAAGACUUCGGGAGAUUUGAUUUUGGUUGGAGAAUGCAAAGAAAGCAAUCAUAUUUUCCCUGAUGUGAGGCUCUGUGCUCUUAAGUCUCAACGUACACAAUUAAUUCACUCUCUUAGUCUCCACUGCAAAAUAUGACGUGUUUUCCUUCCCCUCCCUCAGCGUGACAGAGCAGCAAAAAUUGAACACGCAAGAUAUAUCUCCAGCCAUGAUGACCAAACAAGCUCAGUCUUUGAAUCAAGAACUUAUUAUCUUACUCAAAGAAAGCGAGAAAUUCUGAGCGGGCUAGAUGAGCCCAUUUUACCUGCACUCAAAUAGCCAAUCAAAAUGCAGGAUUCCAUUCAUCUUAGCAGCUCACACAGCCUACUGUGUAACAAUUUUUAGUUUUGUAAUUUUCGGGUAUUUUUUGGCUGUUGCUGGAAUAGAAUUUUUUUAUUUUGAAUUACAGAUUACGAUGGCUACAAGUGAAGAUGAUUUCUUGGCUAUUUGUGCACCAGACGACAGUAACAAUGAAGUUCAGCAGCAUUUGGCAGAGCCCAACUCCCUCAGUUUUGAUAUGUGGAAUAGUUGUACUGUGAGAAACUUCAGAUCAAAGAUGGGACAAAACAAGGCAUUUAAACCUCUUUGUGUUUAUGUCCUUAAACAAGUGACAGAGUAUCUCAGUAAAAUGGAUAUCCCUUACCUAGUUUGCGGUGGUACAGCUCUUUCAGUUUAUAGGGAAAAUGGAAAGAUGAUCUGCCAUGAUGGUGAUGUUGAUGUUGCAAUUUUUGAGACUGACUUCUUAAAAGUUAUGCAAAAUAUGCCUUCAUUUUUAUCUAUGCAAGAUGGUAACAUUAACCUGUCUGAUAAGUGCCCUGUGACAGGAACAAGUUGGUUUGAUAAACAGGGAAAUGAGAUACCUUUCAACGGAGUUGGUGGUAAACGGCUUAAAUUUUUUGCCACCAAGAAACUAUGGGAUGAGUUUGGAAUAAGACAUGAUAUACGGUUUGAUCCUGCCCUAGCUCAUUUAGAUGUUUUCACUUUUGGUCAACAUCCUGAUAAUCCUAAUUGUUUUUGUUAUAAUUGGAAUAUUCCUGGAAGCUAUGACUUCAGAAGAAAGCUGUUCCCUAAGAUAUGUGUAUUACCACUCAAGACAUACAACUUUGAAGGGGUUAGUGUUCAAGGGCCAAAUGAUCUAAAGACAUUCCUUGAGGUAGAGUACGGGUAUCUUGGCAGGGAUGCAAUGUUUGACUUUAGUUCACAACUCUAUGUGAAAAUCCCACAACCAGUUUAUGAUGGCCUACCAAAAAAUGUUAAGAAAGUUAUGGUUCGAGAUCCACCUUAAAGUUAUUUUGUAACAUCUCUAUGAAUAGAUUUGGAAUUUCUUCUUUCAAGAUGACUUACAGGACAACCACAAAAUUUUUUUCUCGUUUAGCUGGACUUUCUUGUAUUUGUUGUAGUUAAACUUUUAUCUCAGGUUAUUUUUAUUUUUCUUUUGUAUUUGGGUAUGUUAAUGUAUGCUAAUAAAGGUGAAACAAAGGAAAAAUACAAAUUACCUGAGAUAAAAAGUAAACUACAACAUAUUUCUUCGUUUUCCUUGACGAUCUCAAUGUUGUUUUUAAUCUUUUUUAGCCUGCGCAUGCGUGGCAGGCAUUUGAGAGGGGAGGGGAAGGGAAAGCCAAGAAACCCUUCCCUCCAUACCCUUUUGAACGCUUGCUAUGCAGGCUAUUUCAGUCUUGAUAAUGACGGUCAUGAGGGUCGCCACUGGGUCUUUUUAAUCCUGUUAUCCCAACACAAAUUUCUGCUUAAUCUGAUGAAUCACCAGAAAGCCUUUAUUGCCUAUCCUGAUUUAAAAAGGCCCUUACAUUACGCCAAGAAACCGCAUCUCUCACAAGAUUGCCAAAUAGUGUGUACCCGUUCAGCCCUAACACUCACAUAUUUCUUCUUUUUUCACAUGAUGUGUUUACAAGGCAGGUAGGGUUCCCUUCCUGAGUCCUUGGGUUACCCUAGCAAGAUGGUUACCCUACCUGCCUUGUAAAUGCUCUGCAAGGGAUAACUUGCCUACCCUGGUCAACUUUCCCGCUGUCAUGCGUGAUCAGUAAGCGUGUCAAUUUGAACAGUACUAUCCAAUUUCUGAGCUUAAUAAAAAAUGUCUGAAAAAUAAAAAGUUGUUUUCUGUCUAUGAAGAUAAUAUUUUUCCUUUUUUUUCCUGAAUUUUACCUGUUUUCCAUAGAGAACUUAAAGAUUAUUUUAAAUCUUGGACUGUUAAAAAGAAUGUCGCACAUGACGAAACACGUCAGCAAAGCUGUUAAAGUUGACCUGGGUGAUAGGGCAACCCUACCUGUGAAAAGGGUAACCCUCUCUUCUGGUAAACAGCCCCUAAUUCUUUCAAUAUUAUUUCUCCUAUCCCAGAAGCAAUCUUCUUAGAUAAUUUAUUGAUGUGUUUGCCACUGUGGAUUUUCAUCAAUAAAUAUUCCAGGCAAUUUUGCAGAGAAAACUUGUUCUAUUGGAACAUUAUCAAUUGAGAGCUCGAGUGGGCGCAACAAAGUACUAAAUUUUUGUCUUGAUCCAAUUGGCAUAAAAGUUUGUUGAAAAUAAGCCAUUUGUACUGUUUAGAUUACCCUUUCGUGAUUCAAAUUUAGCUGUAUUGAAUUCACAUCAACGUCUUCAGAAGUGCAUGAUGUGGGUGUCAUCAGCAUACAUCCUAGGCUGGCAGGAUAUCUGGCAGUUUGGCAAAUCGGUGAUGUAAAUAAGAAAUAAAAGGGGACCUAGGAUUGUUCCCUGGGGUACUCCGCAUUUAAGCGAACAGAUUCUAGAAAGAGAACCAUUAAUGAGACAUCGUUGUGUAUGAUUAGUUAAAUACAACCUAAACCAAUCAAAAGCUGUUUCUUGUACCAUAAAGGUUCGUUUUAGAUAAAAGCAUAUCAUGAUCAACAAUACACCCAAUGCAAAAAUGGCUGCUAGAUUAAUAUUCUUUUGUUUAAAUUAAAAUUAGCCCAACUAGCCUCGCUUGAGAUAAGG